This is a messenger RNA of Somion occarium, 2748 nucleotides long. The record is from the annotation of a GenBank genome assembly. Lineage: Eukaryota; Fungi; Basidiomycota; Agaricomycetes; Polyporales; Cerrenaceae.
CUUGGAGUGAUAUUCGAACAAAUACCGACCUGGUGUGAGUCCACAUGAAAGCAUACGAGUCCGUGGAUCACCAUAUGACGGUAUUAUUUGCACUUGGAUGCGACACUGGACAGUCAACGAGACGAUUUGGCUCUAUUUUCAAUGGCCGCAUGUUCAUUAGCGCCGGUCACGCGUUUGAACGUUGAACUCUCCCUCCCUCCCUCCUUCCCUCCUUCUCACCAGCAAGCCGCGAUUUAUCUUUUCUUGUUUACUUCUUGUUAUAGAAGGAUUUGUUACAUCUAUACCGCGCAGGCUACGGGCGUACCCCUCUAUGGCUGCUGUCCUUCGUAAUCCUCUGGGUUUACGCCCUCUCUCUCAUCAACUCUCCCCGUCCCCUUCAACCCAAAUUGGGGCGACAAAACCUCCAUCCGCCAAACGAUCUCGCUCUCCGGAGCUUAUCGUAGAUGGCACUUUACAAUCGUCCAAACGUGUCAGAGGCGUCGACCAGUCUCCUGCACCUGGGCCAAAUCGUGAAGAGCUGAAGAAGGAGAAAGAGCGUCGGCGUAUCGAACGGGAGAAUGAGUUCAAGAUUAAAUACACACGCGCAUUUCCCAGCUGGGUGUUCUACUUUGAUAUCGAUGCUGCCAACCCCGACGCGGCGCUCCUUCGCGAGCAGCUCGUGGACAGAGUAACACGGAUGGGUGCUCAUGUUGAAGACUUCUUUUCCAAAGAGGUCACCCAUCUGAUCACUACGCAGCCAGAGGAAUCAUUUGCAAACAAGGAAAACAACUUAAAGCAUGCACAUCUUAUACCAAGUCCUUCUACUUCCGUACUUCGCAGCCCUAUUAAACUGAGAGGCAGAGCCGCCAAAGACGUUCCUGCCGCACAACCGCCAGAUCAUCUCAUAAAGAAAGCUCUCACCUACGCCAUUAAAAUAUGGGAUCCGCUGAAACUGGACAGCGUGCUUGACCGUUGUGGGGCACCACCUGCCUGUCUGGCGGGCUCCUCUACAGCAGUCGGUGGCUCCAACCGGAUUCAGGCGAUAUCUAGUGUUCCUCGGGAACGUUCUUUAACUCGUCUUUUAGAGGCUGAACGUAUUCACGGAACCACCGAGCGUGACCCGACUCAGAAGCGCAGUGACUACAUCUACUUCUCAAAGACCAGCUACUAUGUCUUGGUAGAAGAUAUGAACCAGGAACUCGCUACUAUUGCUGCUUUGGAGUAUCCCAUUCACAAGGAUCGGGACGGUCAAGAAAGAGGCACAUGGCCAGUUCUUCACUGUCAUCCACGAGCACGAGGACCAUUCGUUGAGUAUAACGAACGCGAAGAACGACGGCGCGAGAAGGCCGACAAAAUAGAGGCUGAGCGUGAGUGGGACAGGGAAAGACGGAAAGCCAAGCUUCUCGAAGCUGAGAAGAGGAGGAAGGCUCAGCAACAGGUGCAGCGUAAUGGAGACCUUCGGCGGUCAGUGUCAAUGAAGAACCUACAUCGACGGGCAUCAUUCCCUCAAGCCGGAACUGGCGGAUUCGUUGAUUUGGAUGCCGAUUUUGAUGACGGCAAUACCAUGGCAUCCGCCAAUGCGUCUGGUUAUCUCGCCUCUGGCGCAUACAUGGCAGCAUCGGGUAAUAGUGUCAGUAUCACCUCCACUACAGGGACAACCUCCACUGCCGGACAUUCCUCUCGAAUGACUCAACUCAACCCGAGCCUCAAGGGGCUGAUGCAGCAGCAAGUGGUUACAUCUCGUAAAGCUGCUACCAAUACCACAUCCGCCGGAAAGAAGGAAAAUAUUAUGGGACCACCAUUAUCCAUUCCGGAAAGACCUAACAACAUGCUCUUGAGGAAGAGCCGAAGUACCAAUACUCUACGCCUGCCGAAGCGUGAAGAGGGAAUGAAGCCCGGGUAUUGUGAAAGCUGCCGAGUCAAGUUUGAAGACUUCAAACAUCAUAUCAUUGGUCGCAGACAUCGCAAGUAUGCUACGGACGAUGCUAACUUUACUCAACUCGACCUGGUACUCUCAAGGAUGAGGCGACGCACCCUGCAGGAUGUUGCAGCUGAACGGCGGGGAUGGAACCAUCCUCAACAACGCCCCACUGCAGAUCAUCACAUGUAUCACCUAGCAUCAGAGGAUAUGGCGGGUGAGGAUGUCCAGUGGGAUGACUGGGUCGAACAUGACGAGACUUCCUAAUCAUUCACCCGCGCUAUACUUGCGUCACGUCGUCAGCUCGUCCUCCUUUCCACGGCGCUCUACGCCUUUCUCUCCCAUUCUUGUAACACUAGCUCGUCGAUAUCACAACCACAUGAAACUGAACAUUGCAUUGUCGUCACGGUACAUUCAUCACAAGUCGUUAUAGUCAAUAUACGGAUUAGUAUCUGCGUAUCAUCGCUCGACUGAGUCCUUGAGUGGCAGGACAACCCCAUCAUUGAAUGGUGACUGUAAGCAAAAUGACGGUGCCGUCUACAGCGAUACCUGAAGUAGGACAAGUGUUAGUGCGUUCAUGGUAACCCAACUAAAAGUGUACAAACCAUGGUUGACGCCAGUGGCGCCAGCGGGCAUUUGGUUUACAAGUCUCUGAGCAGUUGUAGAGUAGGUAACGCCAUUGAAGCUGGUGGUCCCAACCGCGGCGUCUACUAGAGCAUCUCUUUCUCCCGCAAACGAUGUGUAUAUAAUUCGCUAUAUCAGGAAUUUGGGUCUUACCUGCCAACAUUAUAACCAUCCUCAGAUAUAGUGUGGCCCUCAGUCACGUUCUCUUCCUUGGAGACACUGCAAUA